Messenger RNA from Mus musculus (house mouse), 5951 nucleotides. It is a transcript of the gene Elovl6, whose product is annotated as ELOVL fatty acid elongase 6. Gene Ontology annotation, cellular component: fatty acid elongase complex; membrane; endoplasmic reticulum. Bases 143 to 946 code for a protein of 267 amino acids. The record is from RefSeq and is marked provisional. The transcript is spliced from 5 exons. Gene Ontology annotation, biological process: fatty acid biosynthetic process; very long-chain fatty acid biosynthetic process; fatty acid elongation, saturated fatty acid. Gene Ontology annotation, molecular function: fatty acid elongase activity. NCBI's taxonomy places the organism in Eukaryota, Metazoa, Chordata, Mammalia, Rodentia, Muridae.
GAUGGACAAACGUGCGGGCACUAAGACCGCAAGGCAUUCAUUUCCUCCUACGGUGGAUGCGGACGCUGGGAGGAGAGCCCCUGAGCUAGGAGCUGGGAGCAGAGGCGCAGAGAACACGUAGCGACUCCGAAGAUCAGCCCCAAUGAACAUGUCAGUGUUGACUUUACAAGAAUAUGAAUUCGAAAAGCAGUUCAACGAGAACGAAGCCAUCCAAUGGAUGCAGGAAAACUGGAAGAAGUCUUUCCUGUUUUCUGCGCUGUACGCUGCCUUUAUCUUUGGUGGUCGGCAUCUGAUGAACAAGCGAGCCAAGUUUGAACUUCGGAAGCCGCUCGUGCUCUGGUCGCUGACUCUUGCCGUCUUCAGUAUAUUCGGUGCUCUUCGAACUGGUGCUUACAUGCUGUACAUUCUGAUGACCAAAGGCCUGAAGCAGUCAGUUUGUGACCAGAGUUUUUACAAUGGACCUGUCAGCAAAUUCUGGGCUUAUGCAUUUGUGCUCAGCAAAGCACCCGAACUAGGUGACACGAUAUUCAUCAUUCUGAGGAAACAGAAACUGAUCUUCCUGCACUGGUACCACCACAUCACUGUGCUCCUGUACUCCUGGUACUCCUACAAAGACAUGGUCGCUGGGGGUGGUUGGUUCAUGACUAUGAACUAUGGCGUGCAUGCCGUCAUGUACUCUUACUACGCCUUGCGGGCUGCGGGUUUCCGAGUCUCCCGGAAGUUUGCCAUGUUCAUCACCUUGUCCCAGAUCACUCAGAUGCUGAUGGGCUGUGUCAUUAACUACCUGGUCUUCAACUGGAUGCAGCAUGACAACGACCAGUGCUACUCCCACUUUCAGAACAUCUUCUGGUCCUCGCUCAUGUACCUCAGCUACCUUGUGCUCUUCUGCCAUUUCUUCUUUGAGGCCUACAUCGGCAAAGUGAAGAAAGCCACGAAGGCUGAGUAGUGUCAGGGCUGAGGAGGAAGUCAUAGCUCAGGGUCAUCACGAAAAAUAAUCGACAAAAGAAAAAUGGCACAAGGAAUCCCAUAUGGUGCAGCUAAAACAAAACAAAACAUCCGUAUGAGCAGGCACGAGGCCCAAGGCAGCUUGGGACUGAAGAUUAGGUUGUAAGUUUAUGAUCCUUUCUGGGUGAGGACUCGCUGAGUGCAACUCUUAUCUCAAAGCACGGCUGCUGAGGGGACCCCUUCCCUCUGGCCUGUCAACUCUAGAACACACUAGAUGCAAAGGCAGCCACGGGCAAAGAGAUUGGGCAGAGAUUAGUGGACGGCCAGCAAAACACUGCAGGAAGCAGGUGGGGGGAGGAAUCUACUCAGCCUUUUUGUUUUGUUUUGUUUUGUUUUGUUUUGUUUUUCUCUAAGGAUAAAGGAGUUUCCCCUUUUCAAACGAUGUGAGCACACACACACACACACACACACACACACACACACACACACACGCAAUCUUUUCAACACGAAACCAGAGCUAAAAGAAAAGAUAAACAUGGGAGAGACAGGGUUUCUAUCUGGGACAGCAAUGCUUUUGCAAAAGGCUAGGCCUUUUAAAGAAAGGUGAGCUUGUAACUCCUUGAUAAAAGAUGUCUUAAUUAUUUUUACUGCAACUGAAAGUAAAGAGGUAGAGCCUUUCCCCUUCUGCACAGCCUCAGGGCUUGUAUGUUCGCUACAACCAAACACAGGACAGUACUUCCCCCAUGAUACUUUAUUACUGGGAGAAAGAAACCCCUGUAGUUGAAACACCACACUGACAACUGUUAUUUCUGCUCUCCGACGAGAAUUCAAGCAUCCGUUGUUCAGUUGCCCCAAACUUUAGGACGGAGGAGUAAAUGCAGAACUGAAAGGGAAGAAGCUCAGCUGGCUGGCUUGAAAAUGGAGUCUUGUACCAUGUGUAACAAAUGCCAGCCCAUCGUCCCUGGAGCUGAACAGGGAGGAAGGGCUAUGGGCAGAGACUAGAGCCGGAUUCAUCCAAUGUGCAGACAGCGUGUUCGCCUCCCUCCCUGUUCGACCUCACACAUAAUCCUGGCUUUCUAAAUGAGGCCCUGUGACACACUCUGUGCUUUCUAUAUUUUUGUGACUUUCAAACACAGAUCUGCAGGGCUCUGCCUGAUUUGGGGUAAACACUGUGUUUCUGCAGCCUCUGCAUUUGCUCCCUUCAGCAGUGCAGAGGCUUGAGAAGUGCCCUCUGCUGGCUUAGUGAGAAGCUUCAACAAACACUUCACAGUAGGUUGAAAUAACUGACCACUAAGGGCCUGCGGAGAUUAAACCCUAAGUUCUAAGUGCUGUCAAACACCUGACAUAUAUUUGACCAAAUCAGAAGAGAGAGAGAACCUCUAUGCUUCAAGUAAGCGUCAUAAAUUUUUUAAGUGACUUUCACUUGAGAACUCAGAAAGUCAAUGUAUUAAGAGCCAUAUUCUGAAAGAAAGAAAGAGAAAGAAAGAAAGAAAGAAAGAAAGAAAGAAAGAAAGAAAGAAAGAAAGAAAGAAAGAAAGAAAAAGAAAGAAAGAAAGAAGCAAGCUAGACAAUGUUAACUGUAAUAUUUCAGUCCUCUACAAGCCAAAUAAAUGUGUCGAUGUUCCUAAUAUUUCAAAGACGCAAUUACAUAAAGUUGUUCAAUGUGAUAUAAUAGUAUUCUAAUUGGUUAAGUAGUUUAAUGAUUAGGCAAACUAGCAGAAACAAUUAGAGGCUGCUACACCACGUAGAUUAUACACACAUAGCCACGUACGUGAGGUACACGGAGCUAUAAAGCUCAAAUCAAUAGUAACACGAUUUUUGGCUAGCAGAAACUAUCACCUAUCUUCCUUUACUUGAGAGUGUACAGUAAAAGGGAUUUUUUUUCAAAUUAUUUUUAUAUUAUUUUAGCUUUAAUUGUGCUGUCAUUCAUGGAACAGCUGCUCAGCAGCCUUCCUGUGAGAGAUGACAGGGGUGUUUUCGUGUGGCUUGUUUACGUGUGGAAUUGGAAAAGAAUAAAAUCUGAUUCCCUUCUGUGGGAAUGGGAUCAAGGGUAGACAAAGGACCCAUGUAGAUCAAGUCAUAACUGAACGACCAGGGAAGGGAGCCAGGCGGGGGCGGGAGUCAGCUGUGGCUUUCAUGUUACCAUUGUGUGGUGGCUGAUGGACGGGACGUGGUUGGAGGGAUGUUUUCUUACUUGGGGUAGAAGUUAACCGGAGAUGAAAGUCUAGAAGCCACUCUGUCCAGUGGAAUCUUAGGGUGUACUUGUUCCUUUGAGCUUUGUAAAUGCACAAUAGUGUACAAUAAUAAGCCUUUCCCUUGCCUUAUGGAAGAAAGUGAGCAAGAUAAUGAAAACCAAGAAGCCACCUAUCAGUUGAAUUGAGUCUAAUCAAAAGGCCAGCCUGAGGCUCCUCUGGUCGGUUCAGUUUAAUUUAGAUAUUUACCAUAGAAUACAGGUACAAUAUGGAAAUCUCAUAAGCAUAAACUUUAAAACGACUAAGCUAUGCUUCCAAAGCACUUUAGUCUCAGUGUUCUUCGCUUCAUGCUCUCUCCACUUGUAAAAUAACUUAGACUUUUCAUUCGCAGGAUGAGUAUAUAAUAAUUAAGUUUCCAAACCAGCUAAACUGUAGCUACAGGCAAUUCCAGUGUUCACCAUGGGAAGAAAAAGCCACAUGUUUUUUUAAAAACACAGAAUUCUGAUAUAGGCUCAGCACACAGUUUUUAACAUAUCAGCUUAGCUGCUCUAAUUGUAUCAAGAUACGAGGCUGGACCACUGGCCUAUGACACAUCUAAAACCUGCCAGAAUUGACUGCCACGUAGAUAAUACUGCUGUCAGUGAACAUUCCGGGCAAGCAAGUUUUUGUAGCUGCCCCACUAUGCUGCAAUAGAUUAUCUUUCUAUUGAAGAUUUCUCGCUGCAUUCCAAUCCCAGUGUGGUGAAAACUUAAUUCCUGGAUUGAAUGAACACAAAUCCAAGGUUUCAUAUAAACGCAGUGCGGUCACUAGGUCUGAGCAUCAACUCAAAUGUGUUGAGUUUGCAAUGAAAUUCUAGUGAGAAUCACUCCAUUCACACAGUAGGAGAUUUUUAUCUGGACCUUCUAGUGUCAACUGUGAGGAGAAACAACAACUAUCAUUAUUAUUUAUUUAUUGUAUUUAUAUCCAAUGCCAGGCCAAAGUAUUGAUUUAGAUCAAGCAGUGCCCUUCCCCCCCUCCCAACCCCCCAUCUUUCUAAUCCUUCUGCACUAUAGAAAGUCAAGACUGGAGGGGAAAUCCAUAUUCAUUGCUGCAGGGGAAAGCAGGUUUAUUAAUCCUCCCGCUGUCUUUAUGAGACCGAUUGACCAAUGUAGCUCAGGCAGAAGUUUCAUGUGGGUGGGAUAUCUACAGGAGCCUAGGAAAACACUUCCAGAGAAGAUAACCACAGACUGUUGUUUUUGUUCAUUUGUUUUAUAUCUUCAUGGUAAGAUAAGCCUGUCACGGAGUUACAAGGCACCAUGACACUAAGGUAGAAUGUUCCAGAAGUCUGGCUACCUUCCCAGGCUGCUCAGUUACCUGGGAGUGUCUAGUUACUAUCUUGUUCUGACGAGAGGAGCUUUUGCUCAAGAACUGCCAGAUACAGACACCAAGUCAGCCCUGGCACACUCUACAACCUCCGGGCAUAGGUAAUGGGUCUUUGACUAUUGGAUUGCCUCAGUGUCAAGUGAGUUCCUAGAAGAAGAGACCGAGUAGGCUCCACCCCCCAGACUCCACCACACUCUGAGUUGCAUUGGCAGGAUCGGUGUCUAGACACAGUUCUUUGUGAAGUGUCAAUGCUAGAGACAGUUGUGAGGAGAUCAUGAUGACAGCCCAGAACUUUCUAGCCUUCAAAUGCAUCCUUUUCCAGUCUUUGUUUUGAUAACAGCUAUUUUGCUAUCAGUUUGGGACAACAGUAGAGUCUGUGGCCAUGUGAUCUACAGCUUAUGAUCACACAGCUCCCAUUUCCUGGUGCCUGAGAUCCCAGCCAUCAGAAAGUGAUUUGGGUGAGAAUUCACAACAUAUAUGUCACCUCUGCAUAUUGAAGUGACAUCUAAUAAAACAAGGACGUCCUAUUUUGUCUGAACCCGCUGAAUGAAGCUCUGUUAUCCUAGUUAGUCAUUGGGCCGCCAUCCUCUGUACCCGAUAGUGACACAAAACAGAUGUCGGUGCCUGUACAAGAAUUCUCAGUGCCUGUUGUGACAGACUGUGCUUAGAAGAAACAUUCGUGAGCCAUAAAGCAGGAACCACAGAUGAAAGGGCCAGUUAAAAGUCCACCUGCUCCAAGUAUCAUAGAAAACCCAAAAGCCUGUUGUAUAAUCUGGUAUUGUCCCCAUCCCCAGAUGCUUUGAAAACUAGGAUUCUCAGAGCAUGGAUACCCACGCUUCCAUCUUCCCACAAACAUUUCCUAGAGUUGUACUGGUGGGUGCAGCGCCUAGGUGGUUGGUUGGGGGAAGUCUUGGAAGCUGUACUUUGAUUGCAGGUCAAGCAAAGCCAAAUCCAGAUAUUUCUGUGUCACUCACCAGUUGUCCAUGUCCACCCACAAAACAAUUGUAUUAUAGUCAAGUUGUCCUAGCUGAUUGGUCCUCAAAUAAGGAUGCAACUAUGUUUGCAACCCAGUUAGGACACAUUUGAAAGAACCUGACUCACUAGCAUCUAAACAAUAUCAUUUCCCCAAUGCUUGGUGGCACUUCAGACUUUUGUUCUCCUGGUUGAUCAAGGUGUUGCCUGGUGGUGCCGCCUCCUAGUGUGAAUAUUUCAGUUAAGUGUGGGUCUGAGCAUGACCGGGCUGGGCUUAGCUCACUGCUACUUGGAAAAUGACUGGCAUUCUGCUUCCUAGGCCCUAAACCCAUAUUCAGAGGGAAAAUUCACUAUCAAGCCUCACAGCGAAAUCACAGCAGUGUUGGAAUUCUUAUUUUCAAGUGCUUAUCUCACAACAUUGAAAAAUAUUUUUGGUGUAUUAAGAUUUAAAAUAAAGUCAUCAUAACUUUUGAUUUAAAA